Messenger RNA from Helobdella robusta, 792 nucleotides. RefSeq lists its product as hypothetical. The record is from RefSeq and is a predicted model, not a curated record. The coding region runs from base 1 to 792 and encodes 263 amino acids. NCBI's taxonomy places the organism in Eukaryota, Metazoa, Annelida, Clitellata, Rhynchobdellida, Glossiphoniidae. The transcript is spliced from 3 exons.
AUGAUACCAAAGGCUGGUGGACGUAGACGAUCGAUAGCCAUCUUAACAACUCUGCAUGGUUCCAGAAAGCCACUUUUACAUCACGGCUUCACCUCCAACAUAUCCAUUGAAAUUGAGCCAGAUUCUCCCAACGCUCUACACGACGGCUCUGGUUCGAAGUUUCCAUAUAGCCUGGGCAGCCACAGCAGGAGGAGCUCUGCGGUCUCAGACAGUUCAGCGUACACGUCCAGGUCCAACAGCUUCAGGACAGAUUCAAAGCCAGCUGCCGCCGAUCGAUUGCAACUCAACAACUCACAAAUCUUAUCAACAAAUUCAACAAUCAAGCCAGAUGUCAAAACGCAAAACAAUGACUUCGAUAGUUCAAAAAACAGACGGCACUCCGAAUACGGACGCUUCUUGAGUCCAGAUGUUCCGUCGUUUUCCAGGGCCGGAAGUGUGAGGUCACGUGAUAGUGGUGAACUGAAUGUCGGAAGUUCCUGCUUGGAAGAGGAUCGAGUUUUGACGGAGGAGGAUGGCGAGGAGGAAGAAGAAGAAAGUGAAGCAAACGAUGAGAGUGAGAAGAAAACGGAAGGUGAAAGGUCACCGGUUCAAACGGUGGGCAGGAGAAGAGCAGUUAAUACGUCGGAUCUGAGGUCGUGUGCCCUGGUCCAGAGCAAAUUGAAGUCGCAUCGAAACAGCUGGAAAUCCAUUGAUGGCACACCCCUACAUGCAAACAGAGGCUUUCUGGAAGGUCUGACGGUUGGAGGCGGUUGGAACAAAGAGUUGCAAAGUAUUAAAGCUUUAUCAGAUUGA